Messenger RNA from Argiope bruennichi, 5201 nucleotides. RefSeq lists its product as uncharacterized. The transcript has 21 exons. Gene Ontology annotation, molecular function: protein binding. The coding region runs from base 131 to 5005 and encodes 1624 amino acids. Lineage: Eukaryota; Metazoa; Arthropoda; Arachnida; Araneae; Araneidae. The record is from RefSeq and is a predicted model, not a curated record.
UUAAGAAUGUCAACAAGAGUAAUGCCGAUUCGAACGCCUUAAAUUAACUGUCAUGAAUUAUAGAGUCCGUUUUAAUAUACUGAAAGCUAAUGUGUUAUUUGACCAAAUCUAUUUAUGUAUAUUAUGAGGAAUGGAAAUGGCGUACGUCAAUGUUGCUGAAUGGUCUCCAGAACAUGUUGCCGAAUGGUUAAGAGGACUGGAAUAUUCCUUGGUGCCUUAUGUUCAAUUUUUUCUGAACAAUGAAAUUGAUGGAAAUCAUCUUUUAAAUUUAACAGCUGAUGAUUUGGAAGAGCUUCAUAUUUUUAAAAUAGGACAUCAACUUCUUAUUUUAGAAGCUGUUGAACUUUUACGAGAACUACAUUACAGUCUUAACACAGAAACACUGCAGUCUCUUGCUGUGAAAUUGGGAUGCAAAGCUCGUAGUUUGUACAAUGAUUUAAAGUUGAAUGGUCCACAGGACCAUUUAGAAAACAUGAGACAAGAACGCAUCUCAACAAAUGUUCUGUCUGCUGUUUCAGAAAUUUUGACAUCUGUGAAAGCAUUAAUUUCAUGGUUGGAUAGGCUUCCAUUUUUACAUGAUUCUUUGUGCAUGAAAUUAAAGAAAACUGUUCUUAAGCUGAGCAUUGAACUUGCUUCUACUACCCAGCGAGAUCAGUUUGCUGAAAGGCCUCAUUCUCUUAUUAAAAGAAAUUCUCUGCACAUUGCUGAGUUAUGUGAUAAAUUUGUUCAAGAUUCAAAAGAUUCAUUGAUUCUUCAGCCAGCAUCUCUAGAUAUUGCCAUGAUAAAGAAAAAGCCCGAUGAAGAAUUGGGUAUACAUAUCAAAUCAACCUAUUCUGGAGUACAUAUCAUUGGCGGUAUAAAAGAUCAGAGCCCAGCAAAAUCUUGCAACAAGGUAGAGAAAGGUGAUGAAAUUGUGCAGGUUAACUAUCAAACUGUUAUUGGAUGGCAGCAGAAAAAGCUUGUGACUGCUAUGACUGAACAUUCAACUGAAUUACACUUGACUUUGAAGAAAAGACCUCGUCAUAUAAAUAUUCUUCGAGAAGUUAUUAUUUUAAGACCAUAUCGAAUUCCAUCUAAAAAAACAGCCAACAAGUGCCAUAAAUGGUCUGAAGAUAAUAAAUUGUGUAGUCCUGAUACGUGCUCUACUUCUAAUGAGAGUGAAUGUAUAAGAGAUGAUUUUAAUGAAGACGAGGAUGACUCUGCAUUUUUACCUGAUUCAACCAAUCAUUUACUGUUAAACAAAGAUACUACUCUUCAGCUUAGACUUUAUUCUGGACCAUCAACAGCAACUGUACAAAGAAGAGCAACAGUUAGUGGUGCGUCACCCACGAUAUUAAAACCUCCAGUCAAUAUUGAAGAUUUGGUUAAUGGUGUACCGAAUGUAAAAGCUAAUGAUAGCUUUGUUCGUAGUAUUUCGCAUGAUCCAGCUUGUCCUAAACUAAGUUCAAGGUCUGAAAACUCAUUUGCUGAAAACAUAAAAUCAACUGAUUCAAACGAAAAUAGUUUGAAGAAAGAGAUGGAGAUGCCUUCAUUAGAAAUUAUAGACCAAUUUGCAUCAGAAUUAUUACCAGCUGAAGAUUUGAAUCAACUUUCAAGUAACUGUUCUUUUGAUGUAAGGUAUAAUAAAGAUAAAAGCCCAGUUCCGAUGCUGGAAGCCCUACCUGUUCAUGAAGAGGAAUAUGCAGUUCUUGAAAAUAAAAGUUUGAGCAAAACAGAUGAUUGCAUUGUGCUGCAAAAGAAGUGCACAAAUAACGCUUACAAUUCAUCUGAAAAGGAGGAACGUUCAUCUCCUGAAGUCAGUCAUCUUUGUACAGAUCAUUCAUCAAAAACUGAUGCUGCUUUAGGAAAACAUAAUAUUGUGUUAUAUGACUGGGAAGGAGCAGAUACUGAAUUUUGUGGUCGAAGACCUAGUGCUCAUGACAUAUCUAAUGAAAUAGCAGGAUUAAAGGUCUGUGAUGUGAACCCUGUUUUCUUAAGAAGAGCUUCAAAACUUGAAACUUCUCCCAUGAAUACUGAUGCCUUUCAAGAGAAAAGUACGGAGGAUAUCGGCAGCUACCAAGUUGUAAUUGUUGGAGGUGUACCACAAAAGUGUGCCCCAUCCAAGGAAGGAAAAGAAAAGAAUAAAGGAUUCGAAUUAAUUUCUCAUCCUUAUAAGAUGAAAGAUAGCAUUGUCGGAAAGUUUGGAAGUAGACGUAUUUCUUGCAAAGAUUUAGGAAAAGGAGAUUGCGAGGGAUGGCUUUAUAAGCAAAAGGAAAGAAAAGGUUUUUUCCCUUCUGGCCACCAUUGGGUUAAGCGUUGGAUUGUUCUGAAGGAUCACUUUUUAUAUUCUUAUAAAGAUGAAGAUGAUGUAAGAGCAGAAAGUCUCAUCUCAUUGCCUGGAUCAACAGUUUCUCCUGUAACAGAGUGUAAAACAAAAAAAUAUGCCUUCAAAGUUUCACAGCAGCAAGUGACAUUUUAUUUUGCUACAGAAUCUCAAAAAGAUUUAGCAAACUGGAUGAACAAGAUGGGUCUUGCAGCAAUAGCAUAUGAUGCAUCUGCUGACAUUACAACAAGUAGUUUUGCCAAGCCAGGGAUAAUUUUAGGUGUAGCUAAUAAUUUUUACAGUGAAACUGAAGAUAGUGAAAAUGGAAGCCCAACAUUUAGUAGACGAACUAUGAAUAAUGAUAGAUCUCCUGUUGGUUCAUCAUCAUCUGAAUAUUCUUCUGAGAAUGUUUCCGGAUUGAGAAGAAAAAAUAAGACUUUAAGUUUUACUAACAGUAAGGUAGUUACAAACUCAGUUGGAUUUCCAAAAAUCAAAAAACGAUAUAUGAAUAAACCAGAACCAUACUCUUAUGAGUUGCAGAAGGGAACAGAGGGUAGUAUGGAAAAAGGAUUUGCAAAUGUUAGGGGAAAUCUGUGCUAUUCACCUCAAAUGGAAUCUUACUCUAAAUCAGGCAGCAAAUACUUAGAUUAUCAGAAUGCAAGAGUUUCCUACAAUAGAUCUUUUAGUUGCACUGAAACUUAUUCCCAUUUAAGGAACCAUAGCAAUUCUUUUAGAAAAAUGAAUUAUGAAGAAACCUUAAAUAGCCAACAUUUACCUGCUAUGCAUUGCCAAGCAAGCAAUUCAAAUAUUGGUUGUAAUACAAAUACUUGGAAUUCUGUAGAAGAAGAGUAUGAUAUAUCUACUUCUUCACUUGGUAGGCAGCAAAGACCAGUUGCCAAAGAAAUCACUCCUGGACUGGUUGCCAGAAUGGCAGUUUCUUACAGCAAUUUAAGCCAAAAGAAUUCUUCUGUUACAACAAAUUUAAAUAAAAAAUCAAUUCUCAGUAAAGGUGUACCUGCACCUGGAUACGUAGCCAAAAUAUCCGAUUCUUUCGAUCAUUUAGCUAAAUCAGGAUCUGCCAGUACUAAAGAUAGAGGAAAUAAAAUAAAUUUCAUAUCAUCUACCAAUGGCAAAGUUAAAAUGCAAGCUGAACAAAAUUACAAAUAUAAAAGAAGUGCUUCUGAAAGUCAUAUGUCGAAAAAUGUUACAGAUUGUGAUACUGAAUUAUCAAAUAUAACAACUUCCUUGUCCUUAGAUCCUCAUUUUUCGUAUCAGCAGUCUGCUGCUGCGAGACCUGAGAGGUAUGUAAGUUUACUUGAUAAAGAGUAUAACAAGGUAUUUGAAGGUAAAAAAGUUUCCCAACAGUAUUUGAAAUCUCCUUCUCAUUCAAAUAAUUUUCUGGAUAUCAGCUCAGGGAGAAGGAUGAGAUUUUUUCCCAGUGGGAAUGUAGUGGAAUCAACUCGCUCAUUAGUAGAUGUACAAAAUGAAAAUAUUAGAGAGAGGAAGCAUAGACUACAAAUUUCUGCAAGUGCUAAAAAUGCAACUGGUUCAGAUUUUAUGUUCAGAGAUUCUGAGAGCUCAUUUACUACUGAAAGUAGCUAUUCUUUAUCUAGCGAUAGAUAUAAUUCUAUUCAAAAAACUAACUCUAGUUCUGGUUCACAUUUCAGUAAUGUAUUCACAUCGUCUGAAGGAAUAGAAAAUAUUGGAUUCAGCUGCAUCGACCAAACAAGUUCUGAGCAUACUGAAUUUAUAGUAUCAUCAUAUGAUAAUAAAUGUUGGGAACAGAAACACAAUAUGUAUCAUGUAGAUUCUUCUCAUCAAACUAGUCAGCAAAAUCGAAACCUUUCGCCAGAAUCGGACCAUGAUUCUCCUAAAACGUCCUUUAAGUUUUUCAGUUCUCCUAAGUUUAUGAAGAAAUUAACUUCUCCUAAGCUUGAUAAGAAAAAUAUCUUUAAAAGCAAAAAGCAAGCAAAAGAGAUGAAAAAAGCCGAGCAAAAAGAAACAUCAAGUCAAAAUGACAGAAAAUUUUUUGGUUCACCAAUCUUAGCUAGAGCACUUUUCAGAUCCCCUAAAACUGAGAAGAAAGUUAUUACUGUGUCCUCUGGUGUACAAACUGACACUCUUCUUUCUGAUCAAAUUUCUAUCAUUGCUAAUAAACCUACCCAUGAUCUAAAUAGAAAUGAAAGUUCUGCAGCAAAAGAAGUAUCAGGUGGCACUGAAUCUAACAUGGAAUCUCGAGAUGAGGAAAAUGCUACCUCCAAAAGUAGCAGUUGUAGCAGUCUGAAUAGUAUUGCUUCUAACAAUGUUUCACCACUAACAAAUUCUGUUUAUUAUGUGGAAGCUAGAAUUAAGCCUCAGAUUACUGUAAGUCUUCCUCUUGUGACUGAUAAAAGUGCAGAAAAUAGACUUUCUCCUUCUGAUGUUGCUCGAACCCCUUUGAAACCCAUGAUGGGUAUUUCAAUGCUUAGCAAAAAGCGUCUUCCAAGCAUUAGUGGGGAGAGUUCAGUAUCUGUAUCUUCCAAAAGUUCGCAAGAUGGAUCCACCAAAGAUACUACUCAAUUACAUUCCGAAAUUUCAAUGGAAAUUAAUGGAGAUGAAGAAGGGGCUCAGACUUUGGAAACACAUAGUAAUGUCACUAUAUCUUCCAAUGGUCGCACUGUGCCAAGUACUAAUAAAAAUUCUAAUUGUGAAGACAGCUGUUGAACUUCCAUGGUUGCAGGAUGAAAAUCUGACAUAGAAAAUAAUCAAGGAAAUUACUGCUAUACAUUAGUUUAAUGAUUAUUUAGUCAUUCUUUUCGAAGGAUGUAUUAAAGAGCUUAUGUUUAUUUAAAAUUAAAAUACCAGAGGACAAAUUUUUGUAAGAUAUCAGUUCUCUGAGAAUAAUUAAUAAUUAAAAAUA